CCCGGCCAAUAAAAUUUAUCUUUCAGUAUUUCGUCAUGCAAUAAAUGUUUUUUUUUAUUGUUACGCGGAAAUUGUUUCCUUUUAGUUCUCAGAAGGUGAUAUCCAGCGCCUUCUACGCAAAUUUUAAGUUUUCACAAAUCAAAGGUUUUCACGUGUCACGACACCCACGUGUUGCAAACAACAAAAUGGCGGACGGCACUGUUGUUGAAGAAUAUUCCAAACGCGCAAAAAUAGCGGUGAGAUUUCUUAUCCAACUUCCUCAAGCUUUUCCUUAUACUUCUAAGGUAACCUUAACUUUUUUUGUAUUUAUUAGGAGGAUGAAAUGACAAGUCUGAAGAGGAAAAUUGAGGCAUUACAAGAUUGUGUUGCAUCCGAUAAUGGAACCAAUGAUAGUGCACGUGAUCCGGAGUUGGAGAAGCUUUUUACUGAGAACAGCAAGCUUAAAUAUCAAGUGGAGACCCUCAAGCGUGUAAGAGAUACUCCAAAUUACUCUUCAGUUGUUUAAUUUUACCAAAUGUAUUUGAAAUCGAACAAAAUUCCUAUUUUACACAUGAUAAGUGCAAUAAGUGUAACUUCCUCUUUCAGUUUCACUACACAUUCCUUAUUUUUUUUAGAAAUUCCCCCUUUCGAGUCAAAAGAUUGCAUUCGAUUCUCUUUGCCAUGCUCCUUGUCUUUGGUCUUGACAACAUGACAAUGCACCUUAGAGAAAAAAAAGAAAAUAAACUGUGCCACCUUCCUAACCAAUCUGAUGCAAUACUAAGUAAGUAAUUUAGUGUUAACAACUGAGUUGAAAACGUAAAUUAGCCAGCGUAAAGGGUAAAAAAGCUGACGUUUUGAGCGUUAGCCCUUCAUCAGAGCGAUUGGUAUUGAUGCAAUGCUAAAACUGGUUGUAAUAAUAUAAACUCACAUGUGAUUGUCACCCUUGUUUGUGCAGCACCCAGUGAAAGAAUGCUCUAUUAUUUACAUGCAAAAGUGCAUUCACUCCAUCAACCCAGAGUGGCAGAUCUUCUUUAGAUCUCAGAUCUCAGUUCUCAGUCAAACCUUGCGCUGUUUGUCUCCUACCCUGGGGUUCAUAUCUCAAAGUAAUCUACUCGUCAAUGUAUUUACCUAUGUGUAAGAAAGUCUUCUUUCAUUCAGUAAUUCUCCAAGACAACCAUUGUCAUUAGGAAGUUCUUUGUAAUUCAUUUUGAAUACUUUUUUUUCUCAGAGCAUCAAGGAAGAGAAAGCCAAUUCCAAGAGGAUCAUGACUAACUGCCAGUUCACACUGAAUGAAAUGUUUAAAAAAGCUAUUGCACAAACAUUUCCUGAACUACCAGAUGCCCCUGUUCUUGUACAGGCCUCUCAGGGUGAAAAGUUUGGAGAUUACCAGUGUAACAGUGCCAUGGCAAUUAACCAGGUGAUACAAAUUGCAAGGUGUCUUGUAUAAAUUCCUCUUACUAAUCAAGUUUGAGGUCAAUACUGUAAGUUACAGACCUUGUUUUUUCCACAUGGGUCAUCAAUAUAAGCAGAAAAAGGGAGGUUCUUUAACUUAUGGUACAGACAGAGAAAAUCAGGUUAAUAAGAUAUUUAUUAUGCCUCAGUGUUCAAAUAAAGGGGGAAGAUUCCAGUUUAAACAAACUUUUUAAUUGGUGGUCAGUCUCCAUGGUGAAAUUUGGCUUGCUGAACUGACCAAUCAUAGUGCACCUUCUAACUGAGAUAUAAUAUAGAGUCAUUUUUGUCACUCUAUAAUAUGUUAGUUAUUUAAAUGUCAAAUAAGUUAUUUAGAACAUUUGGAUUGAGUUUUGUAUGAGUGAAACAAAUGAUAUCACAACAGCCAAUCACAACAUGGAUAAGUGUUAUGAGGACCCCACUAAGAAAACAAAGUAAAAAAGCACACUGCCUAAAUCACAGGAAAACACAGGUGACAGGUUGUGAUUGGUUUUAGUUUUUGCAUCUGAUUUGUUUAGAGGUGGUAUGACUUUUCUCGAAUAAUCUCAGAGCAAAGGGAAGCAAUUGAUGACUAAUUUAAUCCAUAAUUAUUUGCAACACUCACUUGAAAGUUGCCUCCAUUUCCUGUGCAUGGUGACAGCAACAUGAUUUGAUAAUAAGAGUGCUGUGAUUUUUUUAGUCCAUAAAAAUUAUUUGUUGCUACUUUACCAUCCACAGAUACUCAAAAGCAAGGGGAUCAACAGCAACCCUCGUCAAAUUGCUACUUCAAUUGUGGCAAAUGUACCUCAGAAUGAUCUCAUGCAAAAGGUGAGAUCAAUAAUGCAGGGAAAGACUUGGUAAAAAUCAAUCUUCUCUCGCAAUUAUAAAGGAAAAGUUUUGUUUCUUUCAACUUUUAUUUGAUACAGGUUGAAGUGGCUGGAGCUGGUUUUAUAAACAUAAGUCUCAGUCAUAACUUUGUGUCAUCAAUGCUAAAAGACAUUCUUACAAACGGAGUACAACCUCCUGCUGUUCCGGUCAAGAAGAGAUGUGUCAUUGACUUCUCCUCUCCAAAUAUUGCCAAAGAGAUGCAUGUUGGGCAUCUAAGGUCUACAAUUAUUGGAGAAAGCCUGAGUCGUCUUCUUGAAUUUGUUGGGCAUGAUGUCCUACGGUAAGGCCACAUCAGGCAGCUUAGUUUUGUCUUUUGGUGACCUGUUUUAAGUGUGCUGAGGUAAGGGCCUUUAGGCACCCAGUGGAGUGGCAGAGCCAGCAGGAGGGGGGGGAGAGAGGUGGGGACACCCCACUUCCUCCAUCAGACCUGAAGGGUUUAUUUACUGCUUGUCUAAAGAUAGAUUCUUGCAAUGUCAGGAUGGCAUAUUACCUCUUAACUUGAAGUAUUUUAGACUGACCUAACUCACAUCAUUCCUUAGCUUAUUAAUUAAAUGCUUAAUUUGCCAACAUGGCUGUUUCCAAGAUGACACAGGAAGUGUUUCAUGACCUCAAAAACAGCAACAAAUAAGGGUGCCCCACACCCAACUCAUACUAUCAAAAUGAUUUGAAAUCUUCUUUGUGGUCAAGCAAACUUAGUAGUUUUUCCUCAUGUUUUAUUUGUGUUUUAGCCUUAAUCACGUUGGAGACUGGGGCACCCAGUUUGGGAUGUUGAUUGCUCAUCUCCAAGACAAGUUUCCAAAUUAUCUGCAAGUUUCACCACCCAUUGGUGAUCUGCAGGCUUUUUACAAGGUAUGUUAUGCUUUUUCAUCCAGAUCUCUCUGACUUCUUCUCGUAGCAUGCUAACCAAGAUUGCACAGCAUAUUUAUCAUUAGCUGCUACCUAUUGUAAGAUACAUGGCAGACAAAUAAACAACUCAUCACUUAACUCUCUUGUUGAUUUCUGCUCAGGGAUGUUGAAACAUCAGACACUGUUACUAGUAACAUUCCUUUCCAGGAAUACUUUCACCCAGACUGUAAUGUUAUUUCUUCAAUUUUGUUUACUUUCAUUUCACUUCUGUCCCAUGUGACUACAGCAUCAUUUACCAUAACAGUACACCUCAAGGCCAGGUUUUCUGGUUUUGUAUUACCUGAUUAGAGCAAUUUUCAGGAUUGCAUUGGGUUUGCUUUAAUUUGCUCUCUGAUUGGUCCAGAAACUCGUGCCACCCUCUCAACCAAUCAGAUGCAAAACUUCAACCAAUCACGACUUGGUCGCCAGCAUUUUGAUUUUUCUUUGAGUUCUUAUUGGCUCUUAACCCUUGAACCCACAAAAGUGAUUAUCAUGUGACGUCUCCCAAUGAUAUCCAUUGGCUAUUUAGCAAACAGGUAAUGGAAAUUAUUGGACAGAAGUUAUUAUCUUGAUCUAACAACAAAUUCUUGAAACUUGCUACAAGGAAACGUCUAGCAGCUAGAGGGGAGAAUUAACAAUUAGAUCUUAGGAGUUAAAGGGUUAAAGGUGUUUCCUUUUUUCUGAUUGGCUUUUUUUUGAUGAACUUUGGUUUUGGUUUACAACAGUCAAUUGAAAAGCAAUCUAAAACUGAGUUUACUCACCAGUUGUUUGCCAGUUCUUCUUACGAAUACUAUAAAACAGACAAUCAGACCACACCAUCAGACUUCCUCUGUAUAUUUUACAUUUCAGGAAUCCAAGAAGAGAUUUGAUGAAGAUGAGGCAUUUAAGAAGGUGGCUUAUCAAAGAGUUGUGGAAUUACAAGGGCGUGAACCAGACGUUACAAAAGCCUGGAAUCUUAUUUGUGAUGAGUCUAGGAAAGGUGAAAUGUCUUUAUAAACUCAACCCUUAACUCUCAUGAAUGACCAAGAAGUAAUUUCUCCUAACAAUAUCAAGCAGACAAGUGAUAAUAGUAAGGAGAAAUAUCAAUUAGGAGAUUAUAAAUAUAUCCUCUACCAAAUUCCUCAUACUAACAUCAUAAGAACUGUAUGACAGACAGUAAGGAGAAUUAACAAUGAGAUCCUAGGGGUGAAAGGGUAAAGAUUGAAAGAAAAACUCUUAAAAUGAAAAAGGGAAAAAUUGUUUAUUAGCUUUUUCACUUGUCUUUUGCCUAAGGGUAACAAUCUCGUAAUACAAGCUAACACGUUCGUCAUCAGCUUUAUCAGUUUGGUUUCAAUGCUGUAAACUCGCAACUUUUCUUUCAGAGUUUGACAAUAUUUAUGAGCGACUGGAUGUCACUUUAAUCGAGAGAGGGGAGUCAUUUUAUCAGGAUAUGAUGCCUAAUGUUGUUGCAGAUCUUGAGCGGAAAGGUUUGUGACUUCUUGUGCUGUACAGAGUCGUCUGCUCAUAGCUACAUUUUUUCUAGGAAACAUGUUUCAAACAAGAGAUAUUUCUUUUCGCCGUCCUUAGACCGUAGUCCAUUCUCAAAAUCGGUCUGCCUACGUAACUUUCUUUGGAAGACAAGGCGAGUAUAACAAUGUCUUAUUUCAGGGAAAGUAAUCGAAGACGAAGGCCGUAAAGUCGUUUUUGUUCAGGGAUAUAAGGUACCGCUGACGGUCGUCAAGUCUGACGGUGGAUUCACAUACGAUACAUCUGAUAUGGCGGCCUUGCAGCAGAGAGUGCAUGAUGAGAAUGGCGACUGGCUGAUUUACGUCACUGAUGCUGGCCAGGUGAGGGUUUUUGAAAAGUGCGGAGUUGCGACAUAAAACCAUUUUUAUAUUCAUUGACAAAAGGAAUCCGGGAUUACAUUGGUUUUCCUAGAAUUCAUUGAUAUAGAGCAUGGCCUUGUCUCUGCUACUCAGACACCAACCACGUAGUCGCUUACGCUUUUCCCGCGCUUCAGACUAUUUCCCUUAUUCUGAUUGGCCGUUACUUUGAUUUUGGUAUCAUGUACGACACCCAAUCAAAAGAGACUUGAAGAUGUUAUAAUGAAAUGAAAACUAGGAAUGAGAGGUUACGUAGCUUUUACAGUUUCGAUUAAAUGAGGGUCCAAGAACCUUACAGUGUUAACUCUACUAAGAAUCUUUUCUCGUUUUUGCAAUUGUUCCUUGAUCAACAGCGCUCGACAAAGAACCAGUGUAGAAAUGAAGCGGAGCGCCUUUUGUCGCAUUUGAAUUCAGUAGAGCCGUCGAUCCAAUUCACCCUUGAGCGCGAAAAGGAUAGACAUUUGCCCUUUCUUGAUUUAAAUGUGUCCAGAGGGGUUCAUGGUUAUUUAGAGACAUGUGUCUGCCGUAAACCUACCCACACCGACAAAUACCUCGCUUUCGAUUCUCACCACCCUAUUUGCCAUAAAAAGUCUGUAGCCAAAACUCUACUUAGGAGGGCUGACUGUCUACCAUCUUCACUCGAUUCGAAGGCUGAGGAGAAGAAAUAUGUUUUCAAUGUCCUAAAGGCAAAUGGCUAUACAAAGACUUUUCUCCGUAACUGCCAAAAACCAGUUACAAAUAGUAGCGCUCUUGAUGAAAGGGAACCAGCGACUGGUUUUGCUGUUAUUCCUUACAUACAGGGUGUUACGGAACCCAUCAAGAGAAUUUUGAAUAGCCACAACCUGAAAGUUGCUCAAAAACCUUUUCAGACUUUGGGGCAUAUUUUCGCCAAACCUAAGGAUCCUGUCACGAAAGAACAACGAACCGACGCCAUUUAUUCUAUUCCUUGCAAUGACUGUGACAACGAAUACAUCGGACAGACCAAACGUCAGUUUGGUACACGAUUAAAAGAGCACCAAAAAGCAGUUUUUCUUUGCAAAAAGGAAAAUUCAGCUUUAUCGGAGCAGACAUGCCUAACCAACCAUACGAUUGGGUGGGAUAAUUCUAAAAUUAUCACCACCAAUCGGCGUUACCACCAACGCCUUUGUUUGGAGGCUUAGCAUAUUAACUCCGCCCACUUUCCUUUAAAUCGUGACGAUGGCGGUUUGCUUCCUGACGCCUAUUUACACCUCGUCAGAAAAAAAGGCCGCUAAUUAGUGAUCAUAUAAAAGGGCCUCUUGUUGCAGCGUUUAGAUCACCUCUGAUGAAGGCACUAGACAGGAGUGUCGAAACGUUGGGUCUAUGAAUUGUAACUUCUUCAGUUACAUUCAUUAAAUCUGCAAACCAGAGUAGCAUCAAACUAUGUCUAACCAGUGUAGAGUUUAUCCCCAACCCCCCCCCCAACUAAAAAAAACAUAACGACAACAAAAAAAUCUUUCAACAGAGUAUCGGUGAGAAAAGUUUCCUUAGAAAAUGAAAACAGGUUUGAUUGCUUAGCCUUGUGAAACUUAUUGAACGAAAAGGCUUUCUCAAUAUCCUUUCUGGAUGAUUUACUGCAGUUAUUUGCAGACUAAUAACUCCUUACUUUCCUUUCAUUUAUCCAAGGGAGAUCAUUUUAAACUGAUCUUUGGAGCUUCACGAGAGGCUGGGAUUUAUGAUCCGAAAGUGAUUCGAGUGGAUCAUGUCGGUUUUGGUGUCGUUCUCGGCGAGGACAAGUAAGUUAGUCAGGGGAGGGAUGGGGAUAUUACAGUUAGACACAAGUAUUGGACGACCCCUCCUCCCUCCCUCCCUCCCUCCUCCUUUCAUAUCCUGCUCUGGUUCUCGAAGUCCUUUAACUUGUUUGGGUAAAAUUUUACCUUUGUAUAUUUAGUAAUUGUCGAAUUGUUUUAUCGCUCGGCAUAUUUGUAUUUCCUCUUUUAAGGUAUCGCUGUCCUCUUUUUUCCUAAGAAAAAGCAACUUAUCGCGAUCGUGAUUAUUCGCGCCUCGCCUCGCCUCGCCGCACGAUGAUUCCCCAUCCCCCCUUCCCCCCUCCUGUCUUUGUAUGGUCAAUAACCUCUAGGGGCAAUGUCAAAGAUGAAAGACGAAUAACACAUGAGAAAGAAUUGUCUUGUUGUUUCAUACAGAAGGACAUUUUUCCAAGCGGGAAGUUAUACCGUUUGAGUUUUCUGUGUUUACAACAGAUUCUGAUCAUCUUUUCUUUUUCUUGCAGAAAGAAAUUCAAAACCCGUUCGGGAGACACAAUUCGUCUCAUUGAUCUGCUUGACGAAGGUCUUAAAAGGUCACUGGAUAAGCUGAAGGACAAGGAACGAGACAAAGUUGGUUUCUUUAAAUGUUCGCUCGGCACUCGUUACUUGUUUUUUUUGUUCAAGCCGUUUUUCUUGCGCUUUGUGUUUGUUUCUGUUUUGUUGCUCGUCAGAGUUAUCUUUUAUUUAGCGUUGAAAGUAAUCCGGUGUUGUUACUUUGCUCUGUGAUUGGUCAAUAAAACUCACAAUCAGACGCAAAAAUAAAACCAAUUGCGACUUGGUUACUCAGUCCUUUCCGUUCUGCAAACAGUUUUCAUGCUUUCGCCUUGAAUUCCCAUUGGCUCCUUUUCACAUUUGCCUUUUCCUGAUUGGUCGUCUUUGGUCCUACGACGCAAAAUCGAAAACUCGCCUUAAAUGUUUAUAUCCUUUAACCUUCUUUUCUCGGCUCUUCAUUUUGUUUUUGUCACCUAGUUUUGUUAAAAUUGACAUUUUCCAGUGGAGAACCUAAUGUUUCUUUUGCCUUUAUUGCUUCUCAAGGUUCUCACCCCGGAAGAGUUGAAGGAUGCCCAAGAAGCCGUUGCCUAUGGCUGUGUAAAAUACGCAGAUCUUUCACAUAACAGGAUCAAUGACUAUGUGUUUUCAUUCGAUAAGGUAAGUCGUGAGAGAGGUUUGCUUGUUAAGCAAAAUGAAAGCAUCUUGAUUAUUUAUUGAGCUUUUUCAAAGUCCUAGAUAAAUGAGUACACUUGUUGUUUAAAUGAUAUACUGCUUCUUUAAAUGCUGUGACGAUGGUGCAGAGCAGUGGUACAGCUUUGAAAUUAUACCUUGUCAAAUCUUUCGUCUUUUGAGAGGAAGAAGGGAUGAUUUGUUCGAGAUGUUUUUUAGACCGUUUCAAGUUGUUGAAUUUAAUGGUCGCGCUUCAACUUGCGGCCGUCUUGGUCGCCACCGCGGCUGGAAAGAAUUUAUAUGUUAGAGUGACCUUUCAUCUAGGGGGUAAAGGAUGGUAACAAUAAUCCUAAACGCUUCGCUUUAUGUGAGAGUCUCAUCGAAAUUUUUGCUCCCAUCAGAUGUUGGACGACAAGGGAAACACAGCAGUUUAUCUUCUUUACGCGUACACUCGGAUAAGGUAAAAGUCAUCUUUGUCACAGUUAGGUACUAGUGUACAAAAUUAUUAACACUGCGUUCAUGUGGUAUUUUUCUCAGAAUAGUUCUUUUUAGACUAACUUUCGCCCAUCGGUUUCGACACUGUCGAUCCUAGCAAUAUGAAGAAUUCGUUUCGGUCGGAUCAGCUUUUCGGCAAAUUUGAUUCGUUUUCUGGGUCGCAGUAAAUUACCGUGGAAGUGAAGGAAGCCACAAAAUAUUAGUUUGAUAAGUUAGAGAAAAAUUUAUUAGAAAUAUAAUACAAAAAGGUUAAGGGUGAUCUAGUAUAGAGACAAUUAACACUGAUUGCAAAUGAAUAACUUGGAAAGUUUUUAAGCCUUUCACCCCCAGGAGUGACGAGCAUUUAAAUUCUCCUUACAAUGUAACCCGCGAAUUAUACAUCAAGGUCAGAAGAAUAAAGAAAAUGAUCACCAACUGAAGAAGUUCUUGAUUGUUAAACAAAUUCUCCCUGACAGCAGCAUCUUAGAUGUAUAGAGAACAGUAUGGAGAAUAUGCAUACUGAUAUGAAGGGUCAAAGUAUUCAAAUAGUGUGUAGUGUUAGCAAAUUGCUUUUCAAAUUCAAGGUUUUUAUGUGGCUCAGUUUUAAAAUUCCUGACCAUUGCACGUUUUUUGUUGGCUGUCGUCUUUGUUUUGAGUGUCUCUCAACCAUUGUGUUUUUGUUUUGUUUCCAGAUCCAUAAUGCGCACGGCCAAUAUUGACCGCAAGAGUCUGGAGUCUUGUUUAAACACCACAGAGAUUUCUCUGGACCAUCCGAAAGAGUGGAAACUGGGCAAGUGUAUCAUUCGCUUUCCCGAGAUCCUUAGCCGCGUUCUAGACGACUUAAUGAUGCAUACGCUGUGCGAAUUCAUGUACGAAAUGGCCACCACUCUUACAGAGUUCUACGACAACUGCUACUGCGUGGAAAAGGACCGGAAAACAGGGGAGGUAAUCAAGGUGGACAUGGGACGCCUGCUUCUUCUCGAGGCCACCGCGCGCGUCAUGGAAACUGCGUUUUACAUUCUGGGAAUUAAACCUGUUACGAAAAUGUAA
Molecule: messenger RNA, 9511 nt
Organism: Pocillopora meandrina
Lineage: Eukaryota; Metazoa; Cnidaria; Anthozoa; Scleractinia; Pocilloporidae
Source: the annotation of a GenBank genome assembly